Apodemus sylvaticus (European woodmouse) is the source of this 2895-nucleotide messenger RNA. It is a transcript of the gene Ak3, whose product is annotated as adenylate kinase 3. Bases 142 to 825 code for a protein of 227 amino acids. Lineage: Eukaryota; Metazoa; Chordata; Mammalia; Rodentia; Muridae. Gene Ontology annotation, biological process: nucleobase-containing compound metabolic process. Gene Ontology annotation, cellular component: mitochondrion; cytoplasm. The record is from RefSeq and is a predicted model, not a curated record. Gene Ontology annotation, molecular function: ATP binding; AMP kinase activity. The transcript is spliced from 5 exons.
CCGUCGCUCAUUUCCGGGAGAGCCGGGCGCCCUGGCCACCGCCCGCUUGCAGCUGCCAGCCCGCUAGGGCCGCGGAGCCUGUGAGCGCGCAGGCCAGGCCGCAGUCUAGCGUCUGCGCAGCUCGGGCCACCGCCCGCCACCAUGGGGGCGUCGGGGCGACUGCUGCGCGUCGUGAUCAUGGGGGCCCCGGGCUCCGGCAAGGGCACGGUGUCGUCACGCAUCACCAAACACUUCGAGCUGAAGCACCUCUCCAGCGGGGACCUGCUCCGCCAGAACAUGCUGCAGGGCACAGAAAUCGGAGUGUUGGCGAAGACGUUCAUUGACCAAGGAAAGCUCAUCCCAGAUGACGUCAUGACCCGGCUGGCUCUCCAUGAGCUGAAAAACCUGACCCAGUGUAGCUGGCUGUUGGACGGAUUUCCAAGGACACUUCCUCAGGCAGAAGCCCUGGAUAAAGUUUAUCAGAUAGACACAGUGAUAAAUCUCAAUGUGCCCUUUGAGGUCAUUAAACAGCGCCUUACUGCUCGCUGGAUACAUCCUGCCAGUGGCCGAGUGUACAACAUAGAAUUCAACCCUCCCAAGACUGUGGGCAUUGACGACCUGACGGGAGAACCUCUGAUUCAGCGUGAGGAUGACAAACCAGAGACAGUGAUCAAGAGACUAAAGGCGUAUGAAGCCCAGACAGAGCCAGUCCUGCAGUAUUACCAGAAAAAAGGAGUGUUGGAAACAUUCUCCGGAACAGAAACCAACAAGAUCUGGCCCCAUGUAUACUCCUUCCUACAGACAAAAGUUCCAGAAACUAUCCAAAAAGCCUCUGUUACUCCCUGAGGAGGGCAGCGAUUGGAAGGAUAAAGCAGGGCCACCUCUCCUCGCCUCUGGUGUAUUUCAAAGCUCUUUUCCCAAGACUUCUCUAAAAAUUGUGAUUUACUCCUAAUGGCUGUGCCAAAUAAGUCAGAUAGUUAGCCUGAUCUGUUAAAAUAGCCUCAUAUGUUUAAUCUAGGAUCUAGUUGCCUUCUGUGGAUGUACAAUUUGAAAAUGUCAGAGAUGUUGAAACAAACUCAGAGCACAAUUAAAAGAGCAACUGGUAAUCAUCUAGCCUUCUGUUAGUCAAGGUGGUUGAUCACAUUUUCAUGUUUUUCUGGAAAAGUUAAAAAAAUUUACGUAUCACUCCAGGCAGAUGAAUAUCUCAUUGGAGCCUUUGCAAGCCAUGCCCACUGCAAUGCAGAAAGCCAUUCCUAGCCCAAGGGGACAUGGUGUCAGGAGACACUGUCUGUAGGUUCCAAGAAGAAGUCAAUGCGGCUAAAGAUGUUGCUAGAUGCAAACUCACUGCUGCCUUUACAGGAAAAGCUGAGGCAUAGGCCACCAUGCAGCGUGUCCUCUAGUUAUUCAGUCUGUAUGAAAAUGCGGCCACCGGCACUUAGGAACACGGGACUUGGCUAUGGAUUGUCUUCUUUUUCAAACACACAUGGACUGAAAUAUAUGCUUUAUGUUAACUGACUUCAGUUCUAGGAGGAGCACUGGAAACUGACAAUGGAAUUAAGUCCCAAGUUCUCACAUGUCACUCAGGUUGAGGACCAUGUUUUAGGACCUACCUGUUUGUUUCCCUCUUUGAUCCAAAUGGACUGUCUACCUUGAUGAUCAAGAUAGUGAACAGAAAACUAAAGGGUAAUACACAGCACCCAUGGGAGAUUGCCACUGUGGAAGUAGAUGGGACAUGCCGGGGACAGCCCCUUGACAGAAAGAUCAAGCAACUAUCAGGUGUAGUAACGGAAGGUCUUUGCCCAGUGGGUUCCAAUGCACUGUAAGGGCUCCCUUAAGGACAUUUGUACCUGUGCUGAAGUUCUAAAUUAAAGCUCCUCUUGUCUCAGCCUCUCUCAAGUGCUGGGACCACUGUGUGAUACAACUUCCCACCCCACUUUACAGAGAAACAACUCUCCCGGUACCAUCUGAGCAGCCUCCUCCUCUGCCUACAGCACUACAGCCUGCGUGAUGGGCAGGCAUCCUACACUGUGCUUGAUCUCUAGCCUUUUGUUGCUGCUGUUGUAGUGGGCGUUGGUUGUUCAGUUUUGUUUCAACAGGAUCUCACUGUGUAGUUGUCUUUAUGAACUAUGUAGACAGGCUGGCUUCAAACUUGCAGAGAUCACCUGUUUCUGCCUCCCAAGCGCUGAGGUUUAAGGUAUGCACCACCAUCACGCCUAGCCAGAGCCCUUAGUGUUUGAGGCAGAGUCUUACUAUGUAGCCCAGGCUGGCUUGAGAUUAUUAUAUAGUCCAAGCUGGCCUCACAGUCAUGGUCCUCUUGUUUUAGUCUCCUGAGUGCUUAAAUUACAGGUGUGUACCACUAACUAAACCAACCCUGAGAACACAUUUUGGAAUGUCAGUCACUUUAGAUUCCUUAAUGGGACAAGGACCCACCCUUACAUAAUGUGGCCUGAAGGGACAAAAUAUGAUAAGUUCAAUAAAAAGACAAUUCCCCUUUCAGGAAGAUGUUCUCUUAUCUUACUUGGUGCUAAAUCAAAGAAUCAAGUCUUUAUUCGAGCCUUUGAAAUUUUGGCCUACUUUAUUUCAGACAGCAAAUGGUUCCUAUAUAUAUGGGAGUGGGAAGAAGUCUCUGAUUUUUAAAUUUCACUGUUGAUCUUUCAAAAUAGAGUAGGCCUUAGGAUUACAAUGAAUAUCUUGUGCCAUGUCAAUGUUUUUCUACUGCCUUAUCUGGAUGUUGAUAAACACUUUCUAAAAACUGUUGUGAAUUACCUAAACCUAGGACUGAUCAGCAGGUGAUGAUAUCAGCACUGUGGCUGUUGCCCUUUGCCCCUGGCCCUUCAGAGGCCCUCAACUCCCCCUUCCUGUCUGCUGCCACCAUGUCUUACUGGCUUCUUUCUAAUAAAUGGUCUUCAAACAAUA